AUGCCACCUCAAUCUCAUCGCGCAGGUGCUUCAGCUCCGUCACAAAAUGUUUCCCCCAACAAGAAGGCGGGGACACAACGACCGGAAGCUAAUCCAAAAUCUCACCAAUUUAAACUACCGACUUUGAGACUCGAGGUUCGUGAUAUCAAUCAUGAAGGAGCUGAUGUAUUCUUCGCUUCAGUGACUGCGAAUAAAGCCCUUCAAAAAGCCGUGCAGGAUGUUCUCUUGUGGCUUUACGACUCCCCGAAUUCGUCAACGACAACCCUGCCCUCGACGAGAUCUGUAACGCUAAUUUUACGCUCCAUGCCUGGCGUUGCGUAUACCACUGGCAGCGAGCUUGACUCGGAUCACAAAGAGAUACAUUUUUCACUUGAUUAUAUACACUCCAUCGCUAAAACACGCAAGACAGAGGAGAUCCUGGGAGUCCUGACUCACGAGAUGGUUCAUUGCUAUCAGUACAACGCGUUUGGCACAUGCCCGGGUGGUCUGAUAGAGGGGAUUGCAGACUGGGUCCGAUUGAACGCCAACCUCUCCCCUCCGCAUUGGAAACAAGAAGGCUCAGGUAAGUGGGACGCUGGCUAUCAGCACACAGGCUAUUUCCUCCAAUAUCUCGAGGAUCGUUUUGGCGUUGGUCUAGUGCGAAGAAUGAAUGAAAAGCUAAGAAUUGAGCGGUAUGAAGAGAAGAGGUUCUGGACCGAAUUAUGCGGGCGUCCUGUCGAGCAGCUAUGGGGUGAUUAUGGAAAACUCUUUCCUGGCGACAGCAAGAAGGCAGAAGACGAUGAAUGUGUGAUCGUAGAGAAAGAGGAUGUUGGUACGACUACGCCAAAGCAACAACCAUAA
Molecule: messenger RNA, 840 nt
Organism: Glarea lozoyensis ATCC 20868
Lineage: Eukaryota; Fungi; Ascomycota; Leotiomycetes; Helotiales; Helotiaceae
Exons: 1
Coding region: 1-840 (279 amino acids)
Source: RefSeq, a predicted model, not a curated record